Messenger RNA from Talaromyces rugulosus, 762 nucleotides. RefSeq lists its product as uncharacterized. Bases 1 to 762 code for a protein of 253 amino acids. The record is from RefSeq and is a predicted model, not a curated record. The transcript has a single exon. Lineage: Eukaryota; Fungi; Ascomycota; Eurotiomycetes; Eurotiales; Trichocomaceae.
AUGGCUGAUGUCCGGUCUUUACUUCGAAGCGAACUCGCGUCUCGAUCGUCUGCGCAGAGUGGAAGUUCUGGAACGCGAGUGACAAAGAAGAGAAAGAUCGAGGCCAGCGAUGAUGUGACGCGCAAAAAGUCGCGACCUACAACUCCUGGGCUUGAUCAGACUCCCGAAGCUGCUGAUAACGCGAAUAUACCGGGACCAGACCAAAACAUCGAAGUUACGACGGCGCACGACAGCCUUUCAGAAGAUGAGGAAGCCGGUCCUACGCUCGAAAACGAAUUCGAUGACCAAGACAAAGAAAUUGACUCGUCUUCUACAAAACCUCAACAACAAAUAAACGAGGAUGAGUGGGCGGCCUUUGAACGCGAGGUCGUUGCACCUACACAUAGAGCGCCACUUCCUGCUGCCGCGGUGGCGGCUGCGACUAUAUCUGCAGCGCCAGUCACUGCUGACGAGCUCGCCGCCGAACAACAAAAACGAAAAGAAGAUCAAAGCCUAGAAAAUGAGGAUGCAGAGGGCGAAAGGGAAGAUGCUGCCCGACAUUUAGAAGAAGAAUUCGAGGAAAUGGAGCAGUUGGAAGAGCGAGUAAAACGGCUCAAGGCCAAGCGCGAAGAGUUGAGGCAACAUGUACCCGGAGAAGAUGGUCUUGCCAAUGCCACUGUCGAAGCCCAGAAUACCACCCAGCAGGAAGGAUACGAAAGUGAAGAAGAGGAUGAAGCUGAUGCUGACGGUGACGCCGAUUGGGAUGACUGGAGGUUUCGGUGA